ACGGAAAUAAAAUUAAAAUAAAAAUAAAAUAUUUCUUACCCAACAAGCCAAUUAAACAAAAAUCGUACUAUAAAGAAUCUAUCCAAAAACACCCACUUAACGAAGUUUCAUCAAACUCUUCUUCUUCUUCUUUUCUAACGCUAAUAGCGGCUUACCGGUACGCUUUAGAAGUGUAAUUAAACAGGGUCUCUUUUUUUUCUCUUUUAAGAAUCAUAAUUCUCCUUUUAAAUUUAUUAGAGGGUUUUGAUUUUGUUUUUGCGCGGCUUACUGGAACGCGUUUAUUCUGUUCAUCAUGGAGUUCAUGUUGAAUCAUAAUAUGGUGAUCAAGGCUAAGUAUGGUGAUACAUUAAGGCGGUUUAGUGUUCCGAUUAACCGGAAUGGGCAGCUUCAUCUUGACAUGGCUGGACUAAGGGGAAAAAUCCUUGGUCUUUUUGAUUUCGCUCUUGAUACUGAGAUUGUUUUAACUUAUAUUGAUGAAGAUGAGGAUGUGGUAACGCUUGUUAAUGAUGAUGACUUAGUUGACAUUAUGAAGCAGCGUUUGAAAUGUGUGAAGAUCGAUGUACAGCUUAAGGAGGAUAAGUUUGCUAAGUCGUCGAGUGGAGCUUCAACACCUAUGAGAGCUUCUCCAGUUCCAUUGUGUAGUUUAGAUCCUGGUGCUGCUGAGGUUUUGAAAUCUCUACCGGAGCCUUUUCGUGGGGUUCUUACUAAGUUAUCGACUGAGUUGGCUAAGAAGGCCUCUAGUUCUAAUCCUGCGGUGGCUGAGGUUGUGGACUGUUUGUCGAAACUGUUGAAUCCAACUCAGCGGUCUGGUGCUGGUGCUAGCUCAAGCACCAAUGGAGGUGUGGGAAAUCCAACGGCUUCAGGUGUGCCUGAGACUGCCCAGGAGGCUAAUGCCGCUAAAGGUGUUAGUUCGGCGCCUUUUCGGCCUAUCCCAUCCCCUUUUGAUUUGCCUUUGCAUACAAACUCUGUACCUCCACCUCACAUUAGACCAUUUAACGUUGAUAACUUAAAAGAAAGUAUGAGAAGAAAUAUGAAAGGGAGUGUUCGUCAACCCAUUUACUACGGCGCACCCUUUAAUACUUUUAAUUCAAUGAAGCCGUUUGGCGGUGAAUGCCCAAUUAGUGGAAUGCCUAUGACGAGCAACACAUUUCCUUCAUCUCUCCCAUUUCCUCAGGGAUAUUGUCCCGGUGAUUCUACGCUUGGGAUGUUUCAUAAAGGUGUUCAAUGUGAUGGUUGUGGAGUUCUCCCAAUUACUGGACCGCGAUACAAGUCCAAAGUUAGAGAAGAUUUUGAUCUUUGCAGCGUCUGCUUUGUACAAAUGGGCAAUGAAGCUGACUACAAUAAGAUGGACAGGCCAGUGCCUUAUCGACAUCCAAGGAAGGGGCUUGCUGAUCCUGUCAUGAAACAGUCUGUUCUGAACGCAUUCCGGGCUAAUAAGCUAGACAGCCGCUUUAUUUUGGAUGUGAAUGUAUUUGAUGGCACUAUGAUGGCUGCAUCAACUCCAUUUACCAAGAUUUGGCGGUUGCGUAAUUGUGGCCGCAUUGCCUGGCCUCAGGGAUCCCGGUUAUUGUGGAUUGGGGGAGACAAAAUCAGCGAGGCAUCUUGUGCAGAAAUAGAUAUUUGUUCAAGUGGUUUUCCUGUGGAUGGGGAACUUGAUAUUGCGGUUGAUUUUGUUGCUCCAAAAUUAAGUGGUCGAUAUCUUUCAUACUGGAGGAUGGCAGACCCAUCAGGUGUAAAAUUUGGGCAACGUGUCUGGGUUCUUAUCAAUGUUGUUGAUUCCAUGAAAGACCCAGCUUCUGAUGGAGUUCAAGGUUUUAAUUUGAAUAUGCCACCCGAAUGCUCUGGCACCAAAUCCCCUGAAAUCGUUAAUAUGAAUGGUCAGCCAGCUAGGCACAUUGGAAUUGAUCGUUAUACUACCCCUCCCACAGUGUUUGUUCCAAUGAAGCCUGAGGUGGAUGCUGAAUUGCCAGAGAAGGAGCAGGAGCUUAACUUUCCCAUAAACAACUCUCUGUUAGUUGGCGAUGGUCUGUCUGCCCCUGCUUCUUCCAUGGCGUCCCCUUCUAUGUCAUCUCCAGUGGCCUCCCCUUCUGUGUCAUCUCCCGUGGCUUCCCCUUGUAUCUCAUAUCCUGUUGUAGACUUGUCUGAAGCAGGGCCCUCUGAAGCUGUUGCUGCAGUGGAUAUCCCAACUUCAUCUGAAGAGGCUGAUAACCUUCAUAUUGAGACGACUCUUCUCAAAGAACUUGAGGAGAUGGGCUUUAGGCAGAUCGAUUUGAACAAGGAGAUCCUGAGGAGCAAUGAGUACAACUUGGAGCAAUCAGUGGACGAACUCUGUGGUGUUUCCGAGUGGGAUCCAAUUCUCGAAGAGUUGCAGGAGAUGGGUUUUGAGAAUGAUGAAAUGAACAGGAAGCUGCUUAAGAAGAACAACGGAAGCAUCAAGGGUGUAGUGAUGGAUCUCCUUACAGGCGGAGAGAAGGCUUGAUUUGAUGCACUAAUUCCCUUCUGAAACGUUUUAUCUAUUUAGAGAAUAAAUGUAGUCUUAAGUAGAAUUAAGACCGGUUGCUGAACAUUACUAGUUCUAUUAUGUGGAUAGUCUUGGUUAUGUUUUUAUAUUAUGGAUUAUAUUCUGUUAUUAUAACGUUGGACUCUGUUAGAAAUAUAAUGCCUGCUUCUCUCC
Molecule: messenger RNA, 2674 nt
Organism: Mercurialis annua (annual mercury)
Lineage: Eukaryota; Viridiplantae; Streptophyta; Magnoliopsida; Malpighiales; Euphorbiaceae
Product: protein JOKA2
Exons: 7
Coding region: 293-2479 (728 amino acids)
Molecular function (GO): protein binding; zinc ion binding
Source: RefSeq, a predicted model, not a curated record